AUGAAAGACAAGAAGAAAAAAUCAAAGGAGCAUUUAGAUGAAGAUUUGGAGGAAGAAGAAUUACUGGACAAGAGGAAGAAAAAGAAAUCAUCAUCAAAAGAAGAGUCAAACAAAAGGUCCAAGUCAAAAGUUUACGAGGUGGUGACUGUGACUGGCGAUGUCCGAGGAGCUGGAACCGAUGCCAAUGUUUUUGUGACUCUCUUUGGCGACUACGGGAUUACACCAAAGGUGCACUUGACCAGCAAAUGUAGAACGGCCUUUGAAAAGAACAAAACUGAUGUUUUCCGGAUCAAGACCAACAAUGUGGGCCCACUAAAGAAAGUAAGGAUCGAACAUGACAAUACAGGAAUGAGUGCCAGCUGGUUCUUGGAUCGGCUUGUGAUCACAGACAUGAACCGCCCUCACCUCCGGUUUUACUUCCCCUGUAACCAAUGGCUCAGCAAAGAGGAGGGAGAUGGCCUCUAUGUGCGGGACCUGCUAGGGAGUUUGAACCCAAUGGAUGUACCUAAGUUAAACAAAUACAUUGUGAGUGUCUUCACGGGUGAUAUCAAAGGCAGUGGCACAGAUGCUGACGUCUUUAUGAACAUUUUUGGGGAAAAUGGAGAUACAGGGGAAAGACGACUGGACAAUGACAAAGACAACUUUGAAAGAGGAAAUGAAGACAAGUUCACAAUCGAAUCACCCAACCUAGGACGCUUGAAAAAAAUUACCAUUGGCCACAAUGGCAAAGGUUCCUCGGCCGGGUGGUUCCUGGACAAGGUGAUCAUUGAUGACAUUGGAAACAAAACAGUGGUGGAGUUUCCAGUGAAUCGUUGGUUUGCAUUGGAUGAAGAUGAUGGUAAAAUUCAACGUGACAUUUUGGUCGGAGGAAGUCAAACAACAGGGAUUGUUUACAAUGUUUCUAUUGUAACUGGGAAUGUCAGAGGAGCUGGGACCAACUCCAAAGUGCAUAUCAUCCUCCAUGGAUCCAAAGGUCUUAAAAACAGUGGAAAAAUCUUCCUAGAAGGAGGACAGUUUGAACGUGGAUUAAUUGACAUAUUUAACGUGGAGAUUGCUGCUCUCCUCAGCCCUCUUAGCAGAGUCACCAUUGGCCAUGAUAACAGUGGAGUCAGUUCAGGAUGGUUCUGUGAAAAGGUCAUUGUUUAUUGCCCAUUCACUGGCAUUGAGCAGACAUUUCCCUGCCGAAAGUGGCUGGAUGAAGAUGAAGGAGACGGACUCAUUGAGCGUGAACUCUAUGAAAUGGUUUCACUACGACAAAAGAGACAGAAAAAACAUCCGUGGUCACUGUGGAUCUGGACAAGUGAUAUCAAGAAUGCCGGGACAGAUGCCAAUGUUUUUCUCCAGCUAUAUGGUGACAAAGGGAAAUCAGAUGAGAUGUGUCUGGACAACAACUCAGACAACUUUGAAACUGGUCAAACAGAUAAGUUUGUGAUUGAACUCCCAGACCUGGGAACAUUUUACAAACUCAGAAUCUGGCAUGAGAAACGCCAUCCUUUUGCUGGUUGGCAUUUGAACAAAGUGACUUUAAUGAAAUCGCUGACAAAAGAGAAGUACAACUUCAAGUGCGGUCGGUGGUUGGACAUCAAUGAGGAUGAUAAUGAGAUCAUUCGGGAGCUGCCUGCUGAAGGAGACCUGGUGGAUGAAGUCCAGCCCCUGGUAAAGUAUCGGAUUAUCAUCUAUACCGGCACAGUUAGCGGCAGUGGAACCGACGCCAAUGUCUUUAUUUGCCUGAUAGGCUCACAGGGAGACACAGGAGACCGGGUGCUCUAUGACAGCAAGAAUAAUGUCAAUAAAUUUGAGAAAGGCAACGCAGAUGAGUUUGUCAUUGAGGCUGUAAGUCUGAAGAAGGUGACAAGGGUGAGAAUAGGACACGAUGGGAGAGGUGGGAGCUGUGGCUGGUUCCUGGACAAGGUGAUCGUGAAGGAAGAAGGAGCUCCGGAAUCCCAAGCUGUGGAAUUCCCAUGUUACAGGUGGCUGGAUAAGAGUGAGGACGAUGGGCAGAUUGUCCGGGAGCUUGUUCCAGCAGGAGAUGCACAGAUGCUGAAAAAUAUCCGGUACCAUAUCAUGGUGAAGACAGGGAAUGUGUCUGGAGCCAGCAGUGAUUCCAAAGUUUUCAUCAAACUGUAUGGAGAGAAGGGAGACACCAGCAAACAGUCACUGGUCACCUCUGACAAUGACUUGGGAAAUUACUUUGAACAGGGGCAGGUGGAUGUUUUCAUUAUUGACACAAUGGAUAUUGGAACACUAAAACGUCUGCUGAUUGGGCAUGAUAAUGUAGGACUGCGAGCUGGCUGGUUCUUGGACAAUAUUCAGAUUAAGGUUCCAGCGCACGGAAAGGAAUACAUGUUCCCUGCUCACCGUUGGCUAUGCAAGGAUGAAUCAGAUGGCAAGACUGAGAUUGAAAUAUACCCCAGUGAGAUCACAGAGAUUGAGAAAUUAAUAAACUAUGAAGUAGAGGUACGCACUGGUGAUGUCACUGGAGCCGGCACUGAUGCCAAAGUCUUCAUCCAAAUGUAUGGAAAACUUGGAAAAACAGAAUUAAUCCGCCUCCAAAGUCGCUCAAACAACUUUGUCCGAGGAGAAACUGAAAUGUUUAAGAUCGAGGCCCUGGAUGUCGGCAGAUUGGUCAAACUCCGGAUCGGCCACGACGGGAGCGGCUUGGCCCCAGGCUGGUUCCUGGAGUCCAUUAGAAUCAGCCGACUGAGUGUCAGGACUGUGGAGGACGACAAAAAGAAGAAGAAAAAGAAAAGGAAAGUUGAGGAGGACGUUGAUGAAAAGCAGGAGGAAGUGGUGGAGACCUACACCUUCAAUUGUCAGCGCUGGCUGGCCAGAGAUGAGGGAGACCGACAGCUGGUGGUGGAGCUCCUGCCAGAAGAUGCCGAAGACCUUGAAGAGAACUCCUACACCAUUCAUGUGUUUACCGGGAACGUCAUGGGUGCGGGAACAGAUGCUAAUGUCUUCAUUAACAUUUACGGUGAGACAACAGACACAGGAGAACGACACCUCAAGAGCUCAAACCAUCUCAACAAAUUUGAAAGAGGACAGGAAGAUAUAUUCUUGGUCAAAGCCAUUGACCUGGGUACAUUAAAGAAACUCCGAAUUCGACAUGAUAACUCAGGGGGAUAUGCAGCUUGGUUCCUGGACAGGGUGGAAAUUGUCGAUGAGAAGGAUGAUACUACGUACUUCUUCCCUUGUGAACGAUGGUUAGCUGUUGAUGAGGAUGAUGGCCAGAUAGCAAGAGAACUGGUUCCUGUGGAUGAGGCGUUCCUGAAAAACAAUAUGGACACAGAUGUGCAGUCUCAAGCAACGCUAGGCUUGGAACAAAAAGCUCAGUCCACCACCUACAACGUGAGGAUAAAAACUGGUGAGAAAAAGAAUGCAGGAACGGAUGCCAAUGUGUUCAUUAUCCUGUUUGGUGAGAAGGAUGACACAGGAAUUGUCAAUCUCAAGGCAUCAAAAAAUCAUAAGAAUAAAUUUGAAAAGGGAAAUAUUGAUGAGUUUACUAUAGAGGCUGUGGACAUUGGAGCACUGAAAAAGAUCCGAAUAGGACAUGAUAACUAUGGAGGGUGUGCUGGCUGGUUUUUAGACUGGGUGGAAAUCGAUGCCCCCUCUCUUGGACAACUACUGCGCUUCCCAUGUGGACGUUGGUUGGAUAAAGCUGAGGAUGACGGAUACAUAGUACGAGACCUCUUCCCUGCAGACCUACAGACCAAAGACUAUGUUCCAUUUGUUCCAUACGAGAUCACUGUCCGUACCUCUGACAUAUAUGGAGCAGGGACCGAUGCAGAUAUCUUCAUCGUCCUUUACGGGAGAGAUGGCAUCAGCAGCCACCAGAAGUCUCUGUGCGUUAACAAGCGAGAGCGAAAGAUGUACUUCAAGAGAGGCGCUGUCAAUAAGUUCAUCGUAGAGUUGGAGGAUGUUGGGGAGUGCAUUGAGAAGAUCCGAAUUGGACAUGAUGGUCGAGGCAUCAACUCUGGGUGGCACUUGGAUAGUGUGGAGAUCCGACGACUGCUUUCAAAGGGGAAGGGCUCAGAAACGAUUGUUUUUCCCUGUGAGCGCUGGCUGGCAAAAUCCGAAGAUGAUGGAGAAAUCAUCCGAGAACUGGUGCCCUUAGAGAUUAUUCAGAAAAAGCUACUGAAAGAUGGGACCCUGAGGCAGACUGAAAAUACAGUGGAAGACGCACUGGAAACUCACAGUUAUAAGAUUUCUGUGUACACUGGUGAUGUCUACAGAGGAGGAACAGAUGCAAAUGUCUUCCUCACUAUCUACGGAGACCUGGGAGACACAGGAGAAAGGAAACUGAGUAAAUCUGAAUCACACUCCAAUAAGUUUGAACGAAACCAGGUUGAUACAUUCACCUUAGAAGCCGUAGACCUUGGCCAAAUAAACAAGAUCAAGAUUCGCCAUGACAACAGCAUGGCAAGCCCCGAUUGGUAUUUGGAGAAGGUGGAAGUGCUUGAUGUGGAUUCAGAGGAGAACUACUUGUUCAUGUGUGAACGCUGGCUUUCAAAGACUAAAGAGGAUAAGAAAAUUGAAAGGAUAUUGUAUGCGAAGGGUUAUGAAGGUGAUCGGACCAGCGUUCACAGCUCUGCUAAAAGCCUACCUGGCUCUUCAUUGAGUCUCCGGAAUCUAAACAAUAGUGCCCUUAGCAAGAAGGGGAAACGGAAAAGUAUUAUUGAAGAUACAAUUGAAGAAGGCCCUACCAUCCCCUACCACAUAACAAUUACCACAGGCCUGGAACGAGACGCAGGCACCACUAGCAGGGCUUACAUCAUCAUCAUGGCAUCUCAGAAGAUUCACACUGCACGAAUGUGGCUGGAGCUUCCUGAAGAGAAGAAUGGAUUUCAACCUGGAUCAGUGGAAAAGUUUCAGUUGGUGGGUUUGGACGUUGGAGAUAUCAAGAAAAUUGAGCUGGGUCACGAUGGUGCCACUCCAGAGAGCUGCUGGCUGGUGGAUGAAAUGGAGAUCACAGUGCCUACCAAAGGCAUCAUGUAUGUCUUUCAGUGCAAAUGCUGGCUUGCCAAAGACCGAGGGGAUGGACUGACGGCAAGGGUAUUCAGCAUCCUUGAUGCAGAAACUAUCCAAAUUGGCCAGAAGGUGCCUUUCGAAGUAACAGUGGUUACUGGUGACAUUCCAAAUGGUGGGACUGACGCCAACAUUUACAUGUCUGUCUUUGGAGCCAAUGGGACUACAGAAGAGAUGCUGCUUGAUAAAAACGGUGACAGAUUUGAGAGAGCUCAAGAGGAUACCUUCAACAUGGUGAUUGCCGAUAUUGGUCCUCUCAGGAAAAUAAGGAUUCGCACUGACGCUAAAGGAUGCCGUUCUGACUGGUUCCUCGAUAAGAUUUUCAUGCUGAAUCAAAACACAAAGGAAAUGACCACAUUUACGUACAACGACUGGCUGUCGAAAACUCGCGGCACCAAAAGAUUGACCAUCUGCGAGCUGGCCGCUGUGGUCAACGAUGAAGUGAUGAUGGAGAAAACAACCUACAUCGUCAGUGUAAAAACCAGUGACAUUUCAGGAGCUGGAACUGACGCCAAUGUGUUUCUCAUCAUCUUUGGAGAGCAUGGGGACACCGGCACCCUGGCGUUAAAGCAGUCCAACAAUUCCAACAAAUUUGAGAGGAAAGGCUUGGACGUCUUUAAGUUCACAGACAUACUGAGCCUGGGAGACCUGUCCAAAGUCCGAGUAUGGCAUGACAACAAGGGCCCAGCAGCUGGCUGGCACUUGGAAUUUAUUGAAGUGAAGGACGAAACCCUGGAAGAAACAUUCCGAUUCCCCUGUGACCGUUGGCUUGCCAAGAGUGAAGAUGAUGGGCAGAUCAUUCGUGAACUCCCCUGCGCCAAUAAUGACAUUCUGGACCUUUCAGAACGCACACGCUAUGAAAUCCUCGUUGUGACCGGUGAUGGAGAUGAUGCUGAGACAAAGGAGAAUGCCUGGGUUGUGCUUGAAGGAAAGAAAGGGAAAUCCAAGGAACUCAUGCUGGAAAAUUCAUCCAAGAAAAAGAAGUUCCUGAGGGGGGCAAAGGACAAAUUUGAAUUUUCUUCAAAAAACAUCGGUGACAUAGCAGCAAUUUUAGUGGGUCACUGUCCACGAGAUGGGCGGAAGUUCACUUCAAAAAAUGAUGUGGAGUGGCACGUUAAGGAGGUUAUUGUUACCGAAAAAGAGCUUGGCAACAAGUACAUCUUUGAAUGCAAUGCAAAAAUAAAGCUGAGCCAUAAAAGGGACAACUACAAGGUCUUUGAGUGUACAAAAGUAGUGGAGAGCUUUGCCAGCAAGGUACGCAGUCUAGUGCCUGUCAAAUAUGAGGUCAUCGUCCUCACUGGUGAUGUAAAAGGUGCCGGAACCGAUGCCAAUGUGUCCAUAACCAUUUAUGGAACUAAUGGUGACUCAGGUAAUCGUAAACUGAAACACAAAUUCCGGAAUCUCUUUGAGCGGGGCAACACAGACCGUUUCAUUCUCGAAAUACUGGAUUUGGGAGAGUUAACCAAGGUGAAAAUUGAGCACGACAAUGCCAAUGCUAAUGCUGGCUGGAUGCUGGAACGUGUCGAGAUUACCAACACCGCCACUGGGGUGACCACCAUCUUUCCAUGUGGCAAAUGGCUGGACAAGAAGAAGGGAGAUGGGCUGACAUACAGAGAGUUAUACCCUAAGUAUUAACUUGUGGCAAGAGCAUUCCCUCCUUCCUCAUGUAUUCUCCUCUUCUGCUGAAAGUGCUGACUCUUGCUGG
This is a messenger RNA of Pristis pectinata (smalltooth sawfish), 6730 nucleotides long. RefSeq names its product lipoxygenase homology domain-containing protein 1-like. Gene Ontology annotation, molecular function: protein binding. The transcript has 41 exons. Lineage: Eukaryota; Metazoa; Chordata; Chondrichthyes; Rhinopristiformes; Pristidae. The record is from RefSeq and is a predicted model, not a curated record. Bases 1 to 6660 code for a protein of 2219 amino acids.